CUUCCACUCUACUUAUCUCAAACUCCUCUCCAAACAUGUCCUUGAUCUUCCAAUUUACCCAAAUCCUAACCCGAAUUUCAAUCCAUUAUAACUCCCAAGUCUCAGUUUUAAACGCUUUCAUCUCUAUCAUCGUCAUCAUCGCCUUCUUCAUCAAGGUUUACCCCUCCAAAACCCUUAAAAUUCCCAUCAAAACCCUCUUUUCACAAACCUCCAAUCCUCGUCCUCCAGAAAAACCCUUAACCUUCGUCUCAAUUCUUCGAGCGAAUCCCGAUUAGGCAGAUGCCAUUAAAGAGAGGCGUAUGAAAUAGAGUAAACUGCUUUACAAACACGACGACUGCGUUUACGUUAGUAGAGACGGUUGUAGCUAGUUACAACACAAUGUUUAUCUGGCACUGUUGCCAGAGAUUUUUGUCCUUAUAGCUUCUUCUUUUCAGUACGGAAUGACUGCACCAACGUUGGCGUUUUUGUUGGUUUUCAGAACAAAGCUUCGUAUUCGAGGUUUGGGGAAGGGAGGAAGGCUUGGAGUAAGGUGACUCAUGGGACAAAUGACUUCGUUAGACAAAUAAUUGUUAGAGUGGUGAAAGAUUCCUUUUUGAAGACUAUUUUUAUAGUGUAUUAUGGUGUUUCAAGGGGCUUUACCGACAAUGAAAGAGUGGAGGUUGUAAAGGAGUAACUAUGUUUUAAUCUUAGUGCUUUUUUUUUAUUUUUUAUUUUUUUUUGAGGAGGGAAAGAAAGAGAUUAUAUUUAAUAAAACUUUAUAAAUAGAAAAAGACAUUAAAAAAUAUCCUGAUAACAAUUUAGUUUUUCAAGGGAGAAUCCAAAUUUUCUAACAUUUAUACAUGGAAAACAUAGUAAACCGUAAGGUCUAUUUUUACAGUUUUGUCAAACAUUUAUAAACGAGUAAAAACUAUAAUGGGGCGGGUAAAUGGGGGGAGGAAACCGGUUUGUUUCCACCUUUGAGAAUUUCGGGUAGGGUAUCGUACGGACUACACCGUGGGCGGUGGCCGGUGGUGUAAAUUCACAAAUACAUGGCGGAUAGUUCCAUUGUUUUAACUGAACUCCAUAGAAAGUCAACCAGCUGGGCUAAGGUAGUCGAUGAAAUAGUAAGACUAGAGAAGAAGAUUUUCCCCAAGCACGAAUCACUCGCUCGAUCGUUCGAUGAUGAACUCAAGAAGAAGAACAGCGGUUUAAUCUACUUGGAAAUUAAUGGCGACCUUGCUGGCUAUGUCAUGUAUUCAUGUCCUUCUUCACUUUGUGCCAUUAUCACUAAACUCGCAGUGAAGGAGAAUUAUAGGAGACAAGGGCAUGGAGAUGCACUAUUGAAAGAAGCAAUAGAGAAAUGCAGAAGUAAACGUAUACACCGUGUAUCACUUCAUGUGGAUCCAUUAAGAACUCCAGCAAUGCAUCUUUACAAGAAACUCGGUUUCCAAAUCGAUACUUUGGUGAAGGCUUAUUAUUCUUCUGAUCGAGAUGCAUAUAGGAUGUACUUAGAUUUCGAUAAAGAGUAGCCACAUGAGUUCAAGAAAUAGCAAC
This is a messenger RNA of Lactuca virosa, 1533 nucleotides long. Lineage: Eukaryota; Viridiplantae; Streptophyta; Magnoliopsida; Asterales; Asteraceae. The record is from the annotation of a GenBank genome assembly.